CCGGCAUGAGAAGUGUUUCUACUUCUGAUGACCUACACCUGGCUGAUCACAUAGGGCCAGCUCAGCACUUCUUAUCAAGAAACAAGCCAGGGAUCGAACUUCAUUAUGACCUCAGGGAGUUGAAACCACAGCCCUCUGCUAACACACGUGAGAAAUCUUUAAGACAAUAUCCUUAACAUAUUCAUACAUUUUACUACAUUAGGAUCAAAACCUAUUGUUAAAGCAAAGAUCUCCCUAGGAACAUGAAGACAAAUAAUACCAUCCAGGCAGCAAUAGACCUUACAGCAGGAGCUGCAGGUGGAACAGCAUGUGUGCUAACAGGACAGCCCUUUGAUACGGCCAAGGUGAAAAUGCAGACUUUCCCCAACCUGUACCGGGGACUCAUGGACUGCGCUAAGAAGACAUAUCAUCAGGUUGGUUUCAGAGGCUUCUACAAAGGAACCAGCCCAGCUCUUCUGGCCAAUAUAGCAGAGAACUCUGUACUGUUCAUGAGCUACGGAUUCUGCCAAAGAAUCGUCAGGAGCGUCACUGGCUUAGAGAAGAAUGCACCUCUAAGUAACCUGCACAAUGCAACCGCAGGCUCGGUUGCAGCUGCAUUUGCCUCAUUGGCCCUUUGUCCUACAGAGCUGGUGAAAUGUCGUCUUCAGGCCAUGCAUGAAAUGAAACUGUCUGGCAAGAUUAUAGAAGGACAAAACACAGUCUGGUCAGUGAUAAAAAGUAUCCUUCGUACGGAUGGUCCAAUGGGCUUUUAUCAUGGGUUGUCCAGCACGCUGCUCAGAGAAGUGCCAGGAUACUUUUUCUUCUUCGGGGGCUAUGAGUUGGGACGCUCGUUUUUUGUAUCUGGAGAAAAAACGAAAGAUGAACUUGGAAUCCUUCCAUUGAUGAUUAGCGGAGGAUUCGGAGGGAUCUCCUUGUGGUUGGUUGUAUUCCCAGUGGAUUGUGUUAAAUCCAGAAUCCAAGUACUUUCCAUGACCGGAAAGCAGGCAGGUUUCAUUAGGACAUUUGGAAGAAUUCUGAGGAAUGAAGGUGUGUUAGCCCUAUACUCUGGACUGAAGCCCACCCUGAUCCGAGCGUUUCCAGCUAAUGGGGCUCUUUUUGUAGCAUAUGAAUACAGCAGGAAACUGAUGAUGGAGCAGUUUGAAGACUUGUAAAUGCAAUCUAAAUUUUUAAUCCCUUCGGCUACCAAGGAAAUACACAUUUGUUGUGUAAGGAAUGAUGCAUACCUCUAAUACAGAAAAGACUGCCCUGUGCCUUUUACUUUUUGAUAUUAAAGUGUUGCUACAGGAUGUACAAUAUCCAGUUGCACCCCUAAUGAGGUGGCCACUGUCCACGUUGAACUCAAGGUUUGAUUUAUUCUACCCCCUCUGGAGUUCCAGCCACACAAGCGUUUACGAAGGUGACGUUCAUGUGAUGUCAUACCGCAUGUCCAAAGCUAUGUUUAUCCAUUUCCAAGGACAUUUACCAGCAGAAAUUCUAGACUCAGAUGUAACAACCCAUGUAUCUUAUAUAUUGUGAGCAGGGGAGUCCAACUCAGGUCUCAAGGGAUGCAGACUUGUUAAGAAUUACGGAUAUUCCGUCUCUGAAAUUCAGACUGAACUUUAUGAAAUUGUGUUCCAACUUCCUGAUGGAUUUUAACACGCCUGGGUAAAGUCAUUCUUUUGUACUUCCAAUGUUUGGCAUUGAAGAGUAUGUUGACCCUUUAUUAAUAAAUAAUACAAUCUGACACAAA
Molecule: messenger RNA, 1729 nt
Organism: Spea bombifrons (plains spadefoot toad)
Lineage: Eukaryota; Metazoa; Chordata; Amphibia; Anura; Pelobatidae
Product: mitochondrial ornithine transporter 1-like
Exons: 8
Coding region: 243-1151 (302 amino acids)
Biological process (GO): mitochondrial L-ornithine transmembrane transport
Molecular function (GO): L-ornithine transmembrane transporter activity
Source: RefSeq, a predicted model, not a curated record